This is a messenger RNA of Sycon ciliatum, 3728 nucleotides long. Its product is annotated as cyclin-T1-like. Bases 278 to 2452 code for a protein of 724 amino acids. The record is from RefSeq and is a predicted model, not a curated record. Gene Ontology annotation, biological process: positive regulation of DNA-templated transcription, elongation; regulation of transcription by RNA polymerase II. The transcript is spliced from 10 exons. Gene Ontology annotation, cellular component: cyclin/CDK positive transcription elongation factor complex; nucleus. NCBI's taxonomy places the organism in Eukaryota, Metazoa, Porifera, Calcarea, Leucosolenida, Sycettidae. Gene Ontology annotation, molecular function: cyclin-dependent protein serine/threonine kinase activator activity.
UGAUUUCUUUCCUUUGUGAUCUGGCGAUGGUGAAUGUUUUUACCUCUCUGUGUCCUUUGCUCGACUCACUUACUCAGACUCUGAAUCCAACCAGACGAGUGCCACAACGGAUAUAGAGCGUUCUUCUCUCUGCUCCAGUUUGGUUCUGACAGUUCAGAGGCUGAAAAGAAGUUUCUCUCGUUACGAACAGUUCUGUGCCAAAGUAGACUCAGUAGUGCUGACUUUUGGAUUCACUCAACUGACCACUGCCUAUCCAGUUUAUUGAGACGACGGAGAUAUGUCGAAGACGUGGUGGUUACUCUCCAAACAGGAGAUGGAAAACUCUCCAUCUUCCAGGGAUGGCAUUGACAAUACGAGGGAGCUGAACUAUCGUCAGCAACUGGCAACUCUAAUCCAAGAUAUGGGCCAGCGUUUGAAACUGGUGCAAUUGUCUAUCAACACGGCAAUUGUGUACAUGCAUCGCUUCUUCUCGAUUCAAUCCCUGCGCGACCGGAACCGAAAUGAAAUUGCACUGGCUGCAUUGUUUUUGGCUGCUAAGACUGAAGAACAGCCACGGCCGGUGGCGCAUGUAAUUCGCGUCUUCCAUGCUGUCUUGCAUAAAGAGGCAACUCCGGAUAAGCAGACCCUGGCUCGACUUGAUGAGAACCUGCAGCAGAAUGAAAGAGACCUCCUCAUGACUAUCGGCUUUGAUGUGUCCGUUGAGCAUCCACAUCCGCAUGUGGUGCGCUGUACCCAGAUGAUCAAGGCACCCAAAGAGCUCGCUCAGACGUCCUACUUCAUGGCCACGAACAGCCUGCACCUGACGACCUUCUGUCUCCAGUACAGGCCCCCUGUGGUGGCGUGUGUCUGCAUCUAUCUAGCAGCCAAGUGGUCAAGCUAUGAAAUUCCAACGUCAAGCGAUGGUUUAACGUGGUUCAACUAUGUGGACGAGCAAAUCACGGAGAGAGAGUUGGAAGAUCUUGUGCAAGAGUUCCUGAAGAUUCUUCACCGGAGUCCGUCACGCAUAAAGAAGAAGCUAUCGAAUCAUUCCAGGGGUGUGGCUGGUAAUCUUGAAGCGCCACCACCGAUUAACUUGGGCCGAUCUUCUAGCAGCAGCAGCGUUGCAGUCAGUAACAGCAGCGGCGUUGCAGUCAGUAACAGCAGCGGCGUUGCAGUCAGUAACAGCAGCGCUACUGUAGCCAACAGCAGUAACAGUGGCGGCAGCAGUAAUAGCACCGCCAACCCAUCAAAGCCUCAUGAUGCGCUCAAGCGACCCCAUGCAUCCAGUAGUAGCAACCAUGUGCAGUGUCCAAGUGCCAAGCGCCCUUACCACACUGGUGCAUCUGGCAGCGCAGUAACAGCAUCGUCCUCUUCUCACCGUCCGAGCAGCACUGCCUCAUCUGCGCAGGUCACUCCGUCCAUAUCCACUGGUCAUACCUCCUCAUCUUCCUCAUCCCAUCAUCACUCCGUGGGUCGCAGCAGCAGCGGCAGCAGCAACACUGCUGGGGCAGCAGCGUCGAGUGCAGCACGCUCUACUGCCUCUUCGACCGCUUUGUUCAGCCCUGCAACUAGCCACAGUGCCAGCUCAUCGAGCUCUGGCCCGCGCGUUUCACACUCGUCAAGCUCUGGCCAGCACAGUUCGCACUCGGCAAGCUCUGGCCAGCACAGUUCGCACUCGGCAAGCUCUGGCCAACAGCACAGUUCGCACUCAUCUUCAAGUCACCGGCAUCAGCAGCAACAGCAUCGCCAGCACCACCAUGCAUCAGCGUCCGGCGCUCACAUGCCCCAUUCUGGUUCGAGUGCACGGCCGUCUGCUGCAAGCAGCGGCAGCAGCUCUGCAAGUGCCAGCACACCGCAGAACUCUAUGUCACGUACCAAUGGAGGACAUCACCACCAUGUGCAGACAAAGCCAGGAUACAGCGCUACGUCCCGACCACCGUCAUCAUCAGCAUCAAGUAGCUCACAUGCACAGUCACAUGGGGGACAUCGGAGUUCUCCGGUGAAGCCUGGUGCCAGCAACAGUUCUGUACGGGACAGACCUUCGCAGAUACCACCACCUCUCCCUCGCGCUUGCCCAAGCGUGAAAAAGCCAAGCCCGCCACUGCCACCACCCAGUAAGGCAAGUAAUGCCUCCACCGCUCCGCCAUUGCCACCGGACGUUCCACCACAGCCACCAUUGCCAGAUGAUAGUGACGCGCCACCGCCACCGCCGCCGUCGUCAGCUGCCAAUGGCUCUCUGUCAGAGCCCUCCAGCAUUAUUCCUUCGGCAGUUUUAGCUACUGGCAGUGCUGGCAGUGCAAGCCAAGCCGGGCCACCACUCUCUACUAGUGCUCUGAUGCAAAUGAAUAUCCAGAGUUUAUCGGCUGAACAACUGGCUGGAUUCGAAAAUGCUGUUAAGCAACAAAUCGAACUGACGAGCCAGGAGAUAAAAACUGCCGAGUCAGCUGCCAGGCGCCCAGACAAUGGCCACUAGAAGUAGUGGCAGCAGCCGUUUGGAGGACCUCAUUGCCCACAGCCAGUACCGAGUCAUAGAACACAUUCUACUCAUAGUGCAGUGCCCCCGGCUAUGCUGAUUAGCUAAAAACACAUAAUGCUGUACAGUGUGUAGCCUAGUUAGAUGCUUGCUGUGUGCUUGCUGUGUGCUUGCUGGCCAACAGCAGCAUGUAAGGUGAACAGUUACGUCAGUGACAGUACCAGUGACAGUAUCAGUGACAGUAUCAGUAUGUCAUGUGUUGACGAAUAUAUCUGAGGUAGUAACCCAUGCCGAGCUUCGUUUACUUCUCGCGCCAGGAACCUCAGAAUUAGUUCGGCGCACUCUUUGCUGUUGGCUAGGCAAGUGUCUUUUGUCUUUUCAUAGCGAGUUGUCCUGGUGUGGACUCUAUAAGCCUCCUAGUUCUCUGAACUGCGACGCUGUUCGCAACAUACUCUGGGCAUUUGCGUUUCAGCAUGCGUGCGCUCUUGUUCAGUGCUUUCUUUGCCCGAGCGGACCAUUGUUACGCACGUGUGCCUUCAACCGUGCAGCUUUUUAUGUAAGGCGCUUACCAGUAAUUGUUUACACUAGUGCUCGCUCCCGUCUGGAACCAAAAUUCUUGUCUAGAAAGUGCUUUCUGUCUCUCUUUUGCUGAGUCUGCUUUCCUUUUUUAACCAUUCUCCGGCUGUGUGGCGAAAAAAAGGGGCACCCUUUUCGCAACUCAAAAAUAUAACAAAAAAAACCGAUCGCCGUGUUAUUUAACUAUCUCGCUGUGUCAUAAUUUAUUUUCUUUACAAUGUUUGUCCCUAGGUGCCGAGUCGUGUGCGUCGCUGUUAGUAGUUGUUUUCUACUCCUUGCGCUAAUAAUAAAUGGCAUGAUGCGUGUUUUUUCACAGUAUUGCUACGGUCGUGAACAUGGAAAUCCGGUCAGAGGUCAGGCGGCCCCAGGGCACCGGCCAUGCCGCCAUGGGUACGCAUGCUGAUCAACAUGUGCACUGCACUGCAUGCAACGGUCUGUACGUGUACUGAUCAACAUGACUGUGCACUGGGCAUGCAACGUUCUGUGCUCACUGAGGGCGCCGGUCAUUCUACCGGAUUUCCAUGCCGUAGGUGUAUUCUGCUGUGUCUGAUGAUGCUGGUUACCAUGGUUACGGGCCGGGCAUGCAGAAUGCAAUUCACUAUGACAUUGAUUGAUUGAUUGAUUGAUUGAUUGAUUGAUUGAUUGAUUGAUUGAUUGAUUGAUUGGAGAAGGAUUACCAAUAAUUAUUUACAAAAUUUUA